Molecule: messenger RNA, 1730 nt
Organism: Clupea harengus (Atlantic herring)
Lineage: Eukaryota; Metazoa; Chordata; Actinopteri; Clupeiformes; Clupeidae
Gene: siglec15l
Product: sialic acid binding Ig-like lectin 15, like
Biological process (GO): regulation of bone resorption; regulation of osteoclast development; regulation of actin cytoskeleton organization
Cellular component (GO): plasma membrane
Source: RefSeq, a predicted model, not a curated record
UGACUGUGGACAAAACAGGAAGCCAGAGGAGUUUUUAAACAGACUGUUUCAAAACUCUCUCUUCACACUUUUGUUUGAAAUUCACGGUCACUUUUUGCCUCCCGACUUGUCAAGUCUGUGUUGCCUUUUGAAAGAUGAUAUGGUGUCUAUUUCCCCCACUCCUCUUCACUGUGACAGUCUCCUCAGGGUCUCCCACGGUGCAGUGGGAGAUGUUGGCCCCUCGUCAGGUGAACGGCACAGAGAGGAACACAGCGAUCCUGCCCUGCAGCUUCUCUCACCCCACCCAGGACACUUACACAGGGCAGAUACGGGUCCUGUGGAAAAAAGACCACCCUUGGACCACCGAGCCCUUCUUUCAGUGCAGCUUGACGAACAGCACAGGGGCAGCUGGAGACGAGUGCUCCAGGUACGUGGCCGCAGGACGUUUUUUUCUCAGCGGCGACCCACGUCACAGGGACCUCUCCCUGCUUGUCAAGGACCUGAGGCUGAAUGACAGUGGAGUGUACUUCUGCCGCGUGGAACUGGACCAAGUACUUGAGAGCUAUCAGAGUAAGGCUGGAACCAAACUCAGCGUCACAGCCCCAGCCCAUAUCGUUAGCCUCUCCCAGAUGCCUUUCCCUGACAACAGCACUCUGGAAUGCGUGGCUGUCGGUAGUCCGCCACCAAAGGUCACUUGGUUCUCCUCAUCCAAGGGGCUGGUACAGGCUGUUGACAAAAACAACCCGCAGGAUCCACCGUACACCAUCAGAAGCUCCAUUCACAUCUUCAGCCAGGAGGUUUACACCUGCCAGGCAGAGAACACACUGGGCUCCCAAGUGAGGGUGUUUCCCCCACGCAAAGGGCCCAAGCCCCUGACGGUGUGGCUGAGUGUGUUGGUUGGCCUGGUGCUGCUGGCUGGUGUGGUUGCUGCCCUGCUGUGGAUGAAGAGGGGAGGAGCUUCCCUGAAAGUGGAUAUCCGGAGUUUUAAAAAUCGAGGAAGACAGAAAACAGGUGCGUCUGACACAAAUGGCGACCAAGAGCUAGUUUAUGCUGACAUUGAUCAUUCACCAAACCCAAAUGCAUACACAGUACCAUCACACGGAAUGCAAAAUGAUAUCAUUUAUUCUGAUGUGAACUGAGUGAACACCUGCUGCCCAAGAGAGUGACUGAAGGCUAUGGUGCUGAAUACUGUCACAAUACCACCAGCUCUUAGACUCCAAUGAAAAAUAACUGAAUAGGUUUUCUCUGUGAUACUUCAUGAAACAUUUACCAUUAACACUGCUUAGUGGUACACGUGUGCUGUAUGAAAAUGUGUUUUGGAGUUCUAAUGGACAAACCCAAAUAAUGUGAACUCUAAUGUUUUAUCUUUUUGUAAUCUAAUCUAAUAACUGUCAAAUGCAUUCCUCUCAGGGCCUUGAGAAUGUUACUUAAGGAAGGAAGUACGUGUUUUGUGAAAGAUCACUGUGAAGAGACAAUUUCCUUUCCUUUCUGAACAUAUUUCAGUACAUUUGACUUUUAACCCUUUAGGGUUAUAGCGCCUGUACAGAUGUCUUUAUGCUAUUGGACUGGUUAGGAAUGCUAUAUCUGUGUCCUCAGUGGCCAGUGCCCCUAGCAUGAUCAUACACUUAACAACAUACUGUAUGUUUAUGACAAAGGAAUCUCAUGCUAUGCACACUAUAUGCAUGUUCUAUGUAUGUGGCAUCCACAGAAGGUCAAUUAAAGUGAUCUCCCCAUGGAUAACCAUGAAACUA